This is a messenger RNA of Pelecanus crispus (Dalmatian pelican), 1335 nucleotides long. Lineage: Eukaryota; Metazoa; Chordata; Aves; Pelecaniformes; Pelecanidae. The record is from RefSeq and is a predicted model, not a curated record.
GCUCUGGAUGUUGACCGAACUGUUCUCUAUAAAAUGAAGAAAUCUGUCAAAGCCAUAAACUUAUCUGGUCUGGCUCACGUGGAAAAUGAAGAACAGUAUACACAAGCACUGGAGAAAUUCGGAGGCAACUGUGUUUGCAGGGAUGACCCAGAUUUGGGAACAGCGUUUUUAAAAUUUUCUGUGUUUACAAAGGAAUUAACUGCACUCUUCAAAAAUUUGAUUCAGAAUAUGAACAACAUAAUCACUUUUCCAUUGGACAGUUUGCUGAAGGGAGAUCUGAAAGGAGUAAAAGGGGACCUGAAAAAACCCUUUGAUAAAGCUUGGAAGGACUACGAAACGAAAGUUACAAAAAUAGAGAAGGAGAAAAAAGAGCAUGCUAAGCUGCAUGGGAUGAUCCGUACAGAAAUAAGUGGAGCUGAAAUUGCAGAAGAGAUGGAGAAAGAAAGAAGGUUCUUCCAGUUACAGAUGUGUGAGUACCUGCUGAAAGUCAAUGAAAUCAAGAUUAAAAAAGGAGUGGACUUGCUUCAGAACUUGAUCAAGUAUUUUCAUGCUCAGUGCAAUUUCUUUCAGGAUGGGUUAAAAGCAGUUGAAAGUCUGAAGCCUUCAAUUGAGACACUCUCGACAGAUCUUUAUACAAUUAAACAAGCACAAGAUGAGGAAAGAAGACAAUUAACACAGCUUAGAGAUAUUUUAAAAUCAGCACUCCAGGUUGAUCAGAAAGAGGAUUCUCAGAUUCGUCAGAGUACAGCUUACAGUUUACAUCAGCCUCAGGGAAACAAGGAACAUGGCACUGAACGAAAUGGUAGUCUGUACAAGAAAAGUGAUGGAAUCAGAAAAGUGUGGCAGAAAAGGAAAUGCUCAGUUAAAAAUGGUUUUCUUACAAUUUCCCAUGGUACAGCUAACCGACCUCCAGCAAAGCUCAAUCUGUUAACCUGCCAAGUGAAAACAAACCCAGAGGAGAAAAAAUGUUUUGACCUCAUAUCACACGACAGGACGUACCACUUUCAAGCAGAGGAUGAACAGGAAUGUCAAAUAUGGACAUCUGUGCUACAAAACAGCAAAGAGGAAGCUUUAAAUAAUGCAUUCAAAGGAGAUGAUAACACAGGAGAAAAUAAUAUUGUCCAGGAACUGACAAAAGAAAUUAUAUCUGAAGUCCAGAGGAUGACUGGAAAUGAUGUCUGUUGUGACUGUGGAGCACAAGAUCCUACCUGGCUUUCAACGAAUUUGGGAAUUUUAACUUGCAUUGAAUGCUCAGGAAUCCACAGAGAACUUGGUGUUCACUAUUCCAGAAUGCAAUCACUUACAUUAGAUGUGCUGGGAACAUCUGAACUUUUG